GGGGCACGUCUCCCUGUAGGGAAGGGUUGGAGGAGGAAUGGGGGGUCUCCCUGGGGAUCCACCACAGCACAGUUAGCAGGGGGUGCACUGGGGUCUCAUCUGCCCAGGUUCCUGGCCCACCCUCCUCCCCGCAGGAGCCGAGGGCUGUGGGUUGUGCUUACGUGAGGUGACUGCAGCAUGUGGUCCCCUCUCUUCUCCCCUGGGGGCGGGACUGUGUGUGUGCAGGUGGGGGUGUUUUGGUAGGGUCUAGUUAAAUGUCCUUGCUGCUCUGGGUUCUGUCAGUGAAGGCCACUGGGAGCAGCACCUGGCCCUUGGAGGGGAAGGCUGGGAUGAACCGUAGUUCCCAGGACAGUUCGUUCCCUGGGCUGUGACCGGCCCUGGAGGAGGCUCUGUCUCCUGCACAGACCAGCAUUGCCUGGUGGCAGAGAGUCCCCCUGGCCCAAGGAGUGGAACUGUCAACCCCGGUCCCGCUCCCAGGGCUUUAGGCUCUGUUAGAUACGCCGGGCCCAGGCCAUGGAGCGCUGAGAUGCGCCUGACCCAGCCCUGGUCUCUUGUCCAUGGGGUGCCAGUGCAGGCCCCGCUUGGAAGCGGAGCUCUCCGAGGUCAUGCUGGUCAAGAACGAGGUCAACUACGCGCUCAACAACCUGUGCAGCUGGAUGAAGGACGAGUUUGUGGUGAAGAAUCUGGUUACUCAGCUCGACACGGCCUUCAUCCGGAAGGAGCCCCACGGAGUGGUGCUGAUCAUCGGGCCCUGGAACUACCCCUUGCACCUCAUCCUGGUGCCCCUUGUUGGGGCCAUCGCUGCUGGGAACUGUGUCAUCAUCAAACCCUCCGAAAUCAGCAGCAGCACUGAGAAGCUCGUGGCCGAGGUGCUGCCCAGCUACCUGGACAAGGACUGCUUUGCUGUGGUGACUGGGGGCCCCACGGAGACCACCCAGCUGCUGGAGAACAAGUUUGACUACAUCUUCUUCACUGGCAACCCCCAAGUGGGCAAGAUCGUGAUGGCAGCUGCGGCCACGCACCUGACGCCGCUGACGCUGGAGCUGGGGGGCAAGAACCCCUGCUACGUGGCUGACGAGAGCGACAUGCAGAAUGUGGCCAACCGGCUGGUUUGGGGGCGAUGCUUCAACGCGGGGCAGACCUGCGUCGCGCCCGACUACGUGCUGUGCAGCGCGGAGACGCAGGAGAAGCUGCUGCCCGCCCUGCGUCACGCCAUCACCCAGUUCUUCGGCCCCGACCCCCGGGAGUCGCCCGACUUCGCCCGCAUCAUCAGUGACAAGCAGUUCCAGCGCAUCCGGGCCCUGCUGGGCAGCGGGCGCGUGGCCAUCGGGGGGCAGACGGACGAGAAGGAGCGCUACAUUGCCCCCACGGUGCUGGUGGACGUGCAGCCGUCGGAGCCUGCCAUGCAGGAGGAGAUCUUCGGGCCCGUCCUGCCCAUCGUCACCGUGCCCAACGUGGACGAAGCCAUCGCCUUCAUCAACAGCCGGGAGCGGCCGCUGGUCGUGUACGUCUUCGCCGCCGACAGCAAGCUGGUGCACCAGGUGCUGGAGCGGACGAGCAGCGGUGGUUUUGGUGCCAACGACCCCAUAAUGCAUAUGACGCUGCUCUCGCUGCCCUUCGGUGGGAUUGGGAACAGUGGGCUAGGCUCGUACCACGGCAAGUUCAGCUUUGACACCUUCUCUCACCACCGCGCCUGCCUCCUGCGCAGCAUGGGCCUGGAGACCAUGAACUCCCUGCGCUACCCACCCUACAGCGAGCGCAAAAUGGGGCUGCUAUCUUCUGCCUCCGAGAUCAAGCGCAAGGGUACCUGCGCCCUGCUGUGACGGGAGCGUCGGGCCCGCCCAACCCAGCCGCCCAGCACCGUACAACCCACAGGCUGCCUGACUGCCAUGGGGGAGAAGGCCUGGCUGACCUUAGGAGGGCCCCUCCAAAGGGGCUAAAUAGUCUUCGUCCGACUCCUUCAUCUUCCUGGGAAGAGGGGCACAGCUUCCUCUAUCCCAUCUCUGGGAGCUCCUGCCCCUCCUAGCCCAGCCUCUUGCUUCCCCAUCUCCAGCUGCUUGGGUAUUAGGGAGAGAGCUUCCCCUGUGUCUCUGAGCUGCCCCCACCCCACUGCCCCCAUGGAGACAGAUGCUGGGAGGGGGGAAAUGCCAAGGGGGCUGCCUAGGAAUGACCCCUCCAGGCCAGGUGUCUGCCUCACGCGGGAGACAUGUAGGCCCUGUAAUCCCAGUGGUGCCCUCCCACACCGGUGCCCCCCCAAGACUGCUGCUGUGUUGCCCAGGAAGGGCAGUGCCAUCCUCUCAGUGCAUGUUUCGGGAGGGCAGGUGUCCCGGAGCCGAAGGACCCUGCUCCGAGCGGGACGAGGGCCACAGGGGCAGUAAGGGCAGUUAGCAACCCAGCCUGCUCUCAGGGAAUCGCUCCUGCCUCAGACAUGCCCGCUGUGCUCGCUUAGCCUCAUUCUCCCAUCGUGCUCUGUGCUCUUUGCCCAUCGCUGCCUUUGCCCCCUGCUCUGUGCUUCGCCCUGUGUAGAUUUUGGUUUAGUAAAGACUCAGCGUUGAACUCGCCUGCCUGGUCUGGUCCUGCAGGUCCUUCGCCCUCCCUGGCUCUGGCUCGGCGGGCAGCAUAGGCGGGGCUGGGGGGAGGGCCCCAGAGAGGGGACAGGCACAGCAGCCAGCAGGGCCAGCGUCGCCCCCCGGUCUUCUCCCUGCUGCCAAGGAGCAGCUUGUGGGAGAAUGAAAGACAGGGAGCAACAGCCAGCAUGGGGGAGCGGGGGGAACCCUGCGGGUUGGGAUUGAGGGGCACUAGCAGGCAGGGCUUGUGCAGCAGAGGUCUGUGGGUCAGCAUUGAGGGCACUGGCAUAGCUGGGGGUAGGAGAAGCCUAGGGAUGGGCCAGCAGGGAGCUGAGGGUCAGGAUUAAGGGCUAUUGGAAGAGCUGUAGGGGGAGCCCAAGACUGGGAUAAGAGGGGGCUGUGGGUGGCCCCAGUGGGCUAAAUUUAAAGUGUGCAUUAAUUUUCAAGUGGCCCAAGCCAGCUCUUCUGUUCUUCCCCAUGGCCACAGCUCAGUGCCUCUGGGGCCAGGCACUCGAGGGCGAAGCCCCUGAGAGCUGGCUGUGGGCUCUCUGGGCAGUGGGGGUGUGGAAUUCCUUAGCAGGGCCAGCCGCAAACCAAGGUUCCUCAUGGCAGAGCUGGGAGUAGCCCCCGGGUGCCCAGGGGGACAGACUGGGUGGCUGAGCCCUGCAGCGCAGACUGACUGUGCCACAUCACUGUCUGCGUACGCGCAGACAUAGCCCCUCGGCCACACGUAUCUCCUCGGGCCCGAAACAAAACCCACGCCCAUGAGCCCUGGCAAACAGCGAAUCCCACGGGCCAAGGCUAGGUCCCCUCUGCUGUGGUUGACCCCCACAGCCUUUGUGCUCAUAGCUGGGGCUAAGGGGCCCAGGUUCAAAGGCUGCUUAGGAGACUCCCUCCCAUUUUAGUGCACAUGAAGGAGUCUGUGUUGUUCCAGUUUCCUUUUCAUCUCACCUGUGGAAUUGGCCCAGCGAGAAGAACAGGGACUGACCCGCCGGGAACUGCUCCUACAGCCGCUGGGUCAGGGUAUUCCACUUCAGAUGGGCAUGUGCCCUCAUGCACAGUGGUAGUGUCCAGUGGGGCCAUGACCGUGCUCCAUAGAUGAGGACACAAAGUGCCUCACCCAUCCCCCCACCUAGCUAAAAACAGCUCCCAUCACCUCACCCAUCCAUAGGUGCCAACUCCUGCUCGCACCAGUGGGUGCUCAACCCCCCUCUACCCCCAGCCCCGCCCCGACUCCAUCCCUGCCCUGCCGCCCCUGCCUCGACCCCAUUCCAACCCCUUCCCCAAAGUCCCCGCCCCCUCCCUGCCCCUAUUCUGACUCCUUCCUGAAAUCCCCACCCCAGUCCCACCUCCUCCCCUGAGCAUGCCACGUUCCUGCUCCUCUCUGCUCCCUCCCGGAGCUUGCUAUGCUGCCAAACAACUGUUUGGCAGCAGCAAGCGCUGGGAAGUAGGCGGAGGAGCGGGGAUGCAGCACACUCGGAGGAUGUGGGGGGUGGGGAGGGGUGCUUGGCUGCCAGUGGAUGCAGAGCACCCACUAAUUUUUCCCUGUGGGUGCUCCAGCCCUGGAGCACCCACAGAGUCAGUGCCUAUGCACCCAUCCCCCUCCACCCAGGCUGACAACCCCCAUUGCCUCACCCAUCCUGCCUUGUCUAGCCACAACCACAUCCCAGUCCUUGUCCCCCCAUUAAAAACCAUUCUGAAUGAGAUUUAGGAAUUGUUUAAAAACAUUUCAUUAGAUACCCAAAGAAGUCACAAUCCAGAAUAAAGACCACACUGGCAAA
Messenger RNA from Chelonia mydas (Green sea turtle), 4348 nucleotides. It is a transcript of the gene ALDH3B1, whose product is annotated as aldehyde dehydrogenase 3 family member B1. The coding region runs from base 558 to 1823 and encodes 421 amino acids. Gene Ontology annotation, cellular component: cytoplasm. Gene Ontology annotation, biological process: aldehyde metabolic process. NCBI's taxonomy places the organism in Eukaryota, Metazoa, Chordata, Testudines, Cheloniidae. The record is from RefSeq and is a predicted model, not a curated record. Gene Ontology annotation, molecular function: aldehyde dehydrogenase (NAD+) activity. The transcript is spliced from 9 exons.